Saccostrea cuccullata (small rock oyster) is the source of this 373-nucleotide messenger RNA. Its product is annotated as aquaporin-8-like. Gene Ontology annotation, molecular function: water channel activity. The record is from RefSeq and is a predicted model, not a curated record. Gene Ontology annotation, cellular component: plasma membrane. The transcript is spliced from 2 exons. The annotation marks the transcript as partial. NCBI's taxonomy places the organism in Eukaryota, Metazoa, Mollusca, Bivalvia, Ostreida, Ostreidae. Gene Ontology annotation, biological process: water transport; transmembrane transport.
CCCAAAAUACCGGUACGUGAAAGUAUCUACUUAUGCACAAAUUAAUUUCUUAACUUCCUUUGUAAAAUGGCUGAGGGAAACUCUUUUUUAGACAAAGUCGUUCGUCCAGUCGUAGCCGAGUUCAUCGGAACUACACUGUUCGUGUUUACUGUGUGUUUAUUUCCUGCAAAAAAUACCAACUUAUCAGGUCUCCUACAGGGUUUUGCUUAUGUUUCCCUCAUUGCAGGGCUGGGAAAAUUCAGUGGAGGGCAUUUUAACCCUGCCAUUACUGCUGCGGUGACUUUGUGUGGGGGUGUGCCUAUCCUUGUUGCAGUAUGUUAUAUCUUAGCUCAGAUGCUUGGAGGCCUGAUUGGGGCAUCCCUGGUUUUCGUAU